Mirounga angustirostris (Northern elephant seal) is the source of this 3329-nucleotide messenger RNA. It is a transcript of the gene ACSM3, whose product is annotated as acyl-CoA synthetase medium chain family member 3. The record is from RefSeq and is a predicted model, not a curated record. Lineage: Eukaryota; Metazoa; Chordata; Mammalia; Carnivora; Phocidae. Gene Ontology annotation, cellular component: mitochondrial matrix. The coding region runs from base 548 to 2305 and encodes 585 amino acids. Gene Ontology annotation, molecular function: fatty-acyl-CoA synthase activity; fatty acid ligase activity. Gene Ontology annotation, biological process: acyl-CoA metabolic process; fatty acid biosynthetic process. The transcript has 16 exons.
GAGGAAGCCGGCCUUGCAGCAGUCCCUCAUCACUGAAGGGCCGCGGCCCGUACCUUUUCCGGCCCAUACAUGUCGUCGCCGUACUCGUUGAGCAGGCUGUAGGCCUCCUCCACGCAUUUGCGUUCGUUCAUGUUGCAGCUAGGCUAAUUUCUCACCUCCCUGCAAGUGAAGAUGGAGCCACUGAAAUGUGAGCAGAAGUGAUGAUGCAUGCUUCUAGGCCUAAAUUCAUAUGAGAUCCUCCACAACUGUCUCUCUCAGCUCUUUGCUCUGGCUCUUACUGUGCUGUUUGUCAGCUGGCUGAUUUCCGAGGAUCCAGCACAGGGCCCUUAGGAGGGGAUUACACUUCAGUUGAGUACUAGAGAAGAAAACCUGAUUCCAUUCCAGAGAAUCCAUGGAAUAAUGGAUAUAGGAAAUGAUUGCCCAAAGCUUCAUUAGGUGAAAAGCUGAUGGAACCUUGUCAUGGAUGGAUCAGGCUAAUACCUUAACAUCACAAAAGAUGGAUUGGUUUCUGUGGAAAUCCUGAGGGUUAACACAUCCAGCAAAACUGAUGCUAGCUCUUUUCACCAUGGAGACAUUACUUCGUGCCAAGUGUUUUCAGCACCUAGCAAUCCCUGGUUCUGUGAGAGUACUGUAUAAAGAUUAUAGAACAGUGCUCCCUCAGAAUUUUUCCAACUAUGAAUCCGUGAAACAGGAAUUCAAACUGGAGAUUCCAGAGUAUUUCAACUUUGCUAAAGAUGUCCUGGACCAAUGGACGAAUAUGGAAAAGGCUGGAAAGAGACCUUCCAAUCCAGCCUUCUGGUGGAUAAAUGGAAAUGGAGAAGAAGUGAGAUGGAGUUUUGAGGAACUGGGAUCUUUGUCUAGGAAAUUUGCCAAUAUACUUACAGAAGUCUGUUCCCUGCAAAGAGGAGAUCGAGUAAUUGUGAUUCUGCCCAAGAUCCCAGAAUGGUGGCUUGCAAAUGUAGCCUGUUUGCGAACAGGGACAGUUUUAAUUCCAGGAACCACUCAGCUGACCCAGAAAGACAUUCUCUACAGACUACAAUCUUCGAAAGCAAAGUGCAUUAUUACCAACGAAGCUUUAGCCCCAGCAGUAGAUGCUGUUGCAUCUAAAUGUGAAAAUCUGCACUCCAAGCUAAUUGUGUCUCAGAAACUCAAAGACGGGUGGGGGAACCUCAAGGAGAUGAUGAAACACGCCAGUGACAACCACACCUGUGUGAAGACAAAACACGAUGAGAUGAUGGCUAUUUACUUUACCAGUGGAACAAGCGGAUCUCCUAAAAUGACUGGACACACUCAUAGCAGUUUUGGUUUAGGAUUAUCUGUAAAUGGAAGGUUCUGGCUGGAUUUGACUCCUUCAGAUGUGAUGUGGAAUACCUCAGACACAGGCUGGGCAAAGUCGGCGUGGAGUAGCGUCUUUUCUCCAUGGAUCCAGGGAGCAUGUGUAUUUGCACAUUAUUUGCCACGUUUUGAGCCAACUUCCAUCUUGCAAACACUUUCCAAGUUUCCCAUCACAGUCUUCUGUUCAGCACCAACUGCAUACCGAAUGCUUGUACGGAAUAUGACCAGCUAUAAGUUCAAAAGCUUAAAGCACUGUGUGAGUGCCGGGGAACCAAUCAAUCCUGAAGUGACUGAACAAUGGAGAAAAAGGACAGGUCUGGAUAUCUAUGAAGGAUAUGGACAGACUGAAACGGUGCUAAUCUGUGGAAAUUUUAAGGGAAUGAAAAUUAAGCCUGGCUCAAUGGGAAAACCGUCUCCUGCUUUUGAUGUUAAGAUUUUAGAUGUAAAUGGCAAUGUUCUACCUCCUGGACAAGAAGGAGAUAUUGGCAUUCAAGUUCUACCUAAACGACCAUUUGGCCUUUUUGCUCAUUAUAUAGAUAAUCCUACAAAAACAGCUUCAACACUACGAGGCAAUUUCUACAUCACUGGGGACAGGGGCUAUAUGGAUGAAGAUGGCUAUUUCUGGUUUGUUGCAAGAUCAGAUGAUAUCAUAUUAUCCUCUGGUUACAGAAUUGGACCAUUUGAGGUAGAAAGUGCCCUGAUUGAACAUCCUGCAGUUGUAGAGGCAGCUGUUGUCAGCAGCCCAGACCCCAUCAGGGGAGAGGUAGUAAAGGCUUUUAUUGUUCUGACCCCUGAAUCCAAGUCACAUGAUCAAGAACAACUAAAAAAGGAGAUUCAAGAGCAUGUAAAAAAAACUACAGCACCUUACAAAUAUCCCAGAAAGGUAGAAUUUGUUCAAGAGCUGCCAAAGACUAUCAGUGGGAAGAUAAAAAGAAAUGAACUGAGGAAGAAAGAAUGGGAAACAAUUUAAAUCCAUUCUAUUAUUUAUCACAGUAUCUAUAAAACAAAGACUCUGUCCAAACCACAAGAGUAUAGAGGUGAUUAAAAAUGUGAUAAUAUACUUACAAAUUGUUGAUUUAAAAUAUCUUGUGGUUGGAGCACCUGGCUAGCUCAGUCAGUAGAGCAUGCAACUCUUGAUCUCAGGGUUCUAAGUUUGAGCCCCACAUAGGGUGCAGAGAUUACUUAAAAAAAUAAAAUCUUUUAAAAAAGCAAAAUAAAAUAUUUUGUGGGUAUAACAUCAGAAGCUGAAUUCUGAAAUAAAAUAUUUAGUAAAUUCCUCUGCAUUAGUGUCAAUGUUAUUAUGAUUUUGGUAAUAUAAAAAGAAUGCCAUCAAGUGCUGAGAAAUUUUUAAACAUAGUAUCUGAACCAAAUUUCUGACCUGUUUGUUUUCAAAUUCUAGUUGAAUAAUUCCUCUGAUAUGUUGAUAUACAAAUCAGAACAAAUCUUCAAGUUUUGAAAUAAAACUAAACAACUUAUUAUAAAAGUUUUUAGAAAAAUAAAAAUCUCAGUUAGAAGAUACCAUAAUUCUUAAAGUCUAAAUAUCUACCUGAAAACAGGCUAGGGAUUUUUAUUAGUCACAUUUUUAUUCAAGUAAUUUAAAAAUAGUUUAAACUCAUUUCAAGGUCUAACUAAAAGAAGAACAUCAUACUACAGUUGCUUGUAUCUAAUCAAAUGCAGUAUACAAAAUAUUUAAUUUGUGGCUCUUCAAAAAAGUAUGAUAAAUUUGACAAGUGUUAAGAUACGACAUAAAAGGGUGCCUGGGUGGCUCAGUUGGUUAAGCGACUGCCUUCGGCUCAGGUCAUGAUCCUGGAGUCCUGGGAUCGAGUCCCAUAUCGGGCUCCCUGCUCAGCGGGGAGUCUGCUUCUCCCCCUGACCCUCCCCACUCUCAUGCUCUCUCUAUCUCAUUCUCUCUCUCAAAUAAAUAAAUAAAAUCUUUAAAAAAAAAAAAAGAUACAACAUAAAAAUAAAACAGUGUACAACUAUUAUCAGAAUAC